UUCGCACAAUUUGAUCGUGAACAGUGUUAUUGUUGUUCCACUCGACACUGUGUCUUUGUGCUACAGUGACAGAAGACCACAGUGUGUAUCUGAACCAUGGCGACCCUAAAACGAAUAAUCACCUUGUCGAAAACUCUAAACACACUGACAGCCACGUCUCGCUCGUGUAGCUUCCAAGCGUCGAAAAAAAGCUAUUUUACCUACGUGAAAGAGCCCUCCAUGCCAAUACCAGGCAAACAACCUUGUUGGCUCAAGACCGCCGACGAAGCUAUCGAACAGGCAGAACUAGAUUCAGAUCAAGUAGUAUUUGUUCAGGGAGCAGCAGCAACACCUUCCGAACUCUUAAGGGCAAUGACUGAUUAUGGUGUACGAUGUGACAUAAGAAAUGUAAAAUUAUACCAUAUGCACUUGGAGGGUCCAGCCCCAUUUGCUAAGCCUGAAGCUGCAAAACAUUUUAGGUCGAUGAGCUUAUUUAUUGGGGGCAACGUGAGACCGGCCGUGCAAGCAGGAACCGCCGAUUGUGUUCCGAUUUUCUUACACGAGAUUCCACGAUUAUUCAAGGAAGGAUAUGUUAAACCGGACAUAUCCCUUAUUCACGUUAGUCCACCGGAUGUCCAUGGAUACUGCUCGCUCGGUACCAGCGUAGAUUGUGUCAGGUCCGCCGUGAGUCAUAGCAAAUAUAUCGUGGCGUUAGUGAACAAGAACAUGCCGAGGACAUUCGGCGACGCCAUCAUUCAUGCCAGUCACUUAGACUUUGCUGUGGAGUAUCACAAGCCACUUCCUGUUCACCCUGUGAAAGCCCCAUCGAAAGAGGAACAGCAGAUCGGUAGAAAUAUUGCUGAACAAUUAGUGGUGGAUGGAGCUACUUUGCAACUGGGCAUCGGAAGUAUACCAGAUGCGGUGCUGUCAGAGCUAAAGAAUCACAAGGAUCUUGGGAUUCAUAGUGAAAUGUUCAGCGACGGCGUGGUAGACCUUGUAAAUAGAGGAUGUAUUACUAAUAAUAGAAAGACAAUGCACAAGGGCCGAAUCGUUGGGUCUUUCUGCGUUGGCUCGGAUAAAUUAUAUGACUUUAUGCACAAUAAUCCAUUCAUUGAAAUGUUGGUAGUGGAUUACGUGAACGAUCCCAAAAUAGUAGCCAAACAACCUCACAUGACAGCCAUUAACUCGUGUAUCGAGGUCGAUCUUACGGGACAGAUUUGCUCAGAUAGUAUUGGAACGAGAAUGUAUUCUGGAUUCGGAGGACAAUUAGAUUUUAUUACGGGUGCAGCGAUCAGCGAUGAUCGUUGCGGAAUGCCAAUUAUUGCGUUGCAGUCCGUUACCGGCAAGGGCGAGAGCAAAAUUACACCCGUUCUGAAACUGGGUGCCGGUGUCGUCACAAACAGAGCAGUUGCUCGAUAUGUCGUCACGGAACACGGAAUUGCCAGUCUGUUCGGUAAAAGUCUUCAGCAGCGAGCUUACGAAUUAAUUCAAGUCGCCCAUCCCGAUCACAGGGAGGCUCUAGAGAAAGCAGCAUUCGAGCGGUUGAAAGUCAUGCCAGCGCCAUAAGUGGUCCACCGAAAGCAACGCCGAAAGACUCUUUUUUAAUAGCAUUUUGCGAUAUUUGUUGUUCUCUACAACCGAUAAACAUUUAUUCGCGUUGAAGACAACUAUCAUAAACUCUUUGUGUAAUUUACUCCUUCUUGCCAGGGAUAAAAAUAACAUAAAGUCGUACACCGACGAAACAAAUAUCGAAAACUAAUCUUCAAUAUACAUAGGUAAUUACAUUCUGAGUAAGCAUCGGAAGGCCUUCUAUUGUCGAAUAGACACUGAAUUAUUCAUUAUUAAACAAACAUGGAAGAAGCUUUAAUUUUAAACGAGUAUUUAACAUUAGUCACGCCGAGAACACUGUAUAAUGACGAUGGAUACUUUUUAUAUGGAGUUUUAAAGUCGUUCUUCUGUACAAUGCAAUUAAUGUAACAACUGGAGACACAUCGCAUUCGAAGAAAUAAAUUCAAGAUGGAAUGUAUACGUUUGUAA
Dufourea novaeangliae is the source of this 2016-nucleotide messenger RNA. RefSeq names its product 4-hydroxybutyrate coenzyme A transferase-like. NCBI's taxonomy places the organism in Eukaryota, Metazoa, Arthropoda, Insecta, Hymenoptera, Halictidae. The record is from RefSeq and is a predicted model, not a curated record. Bases 97 to 1545 code for a protein of 482 amino acids. Gene Ontology annotation, biological process: acetate metabolic process. The transcript is spliced from 6 exons. Gene Ontology annotation, molecular function: acetate CoA-transferase activity. Gene Ontology annotation, cellular component: mitochondrion.